AUGCUUGUUGUCGCUGGUACGCUGAGUGACUCAUCCCCGCCGAUGCCACACAUUUCCUGGAAACUAAACGACAAUUCACACUCUGAACACCAGAAGGUCAACUCGUGUCGCAUACCAUCGUCGACCAGCAACAGCAGCAGCAGCAGCAGGAUGGGUGAAACCGACGAGAAGGAGACAACGCCAACGGCGGCAACAACAAACGGUGGAUCGAGCGAGAAGCCGGAAACAACACCGCAAACGGCGACGUCCAACGAUGGCCCCGAGGUAGAGGCCAAGGAAACGGAGAAGCUACUCGGCGAUGGCGAUGGUGGUGGUGGCAAGAAGAACAAGAGCACCGAGAAUGUGGCUGGCAAGAACGGCGAGGAGAUCGUCAAUCUGCCGGAAGCGAAGGACAAGGAUGGUGGCGAUGGUCAGAAUGGUGGAGAGCAACCGAAAGCAACCACCACCGGUUCCGAGACCGAGCAAUCGAAACCGGACAAACCGAACAAGGUACAGGCGGAGGAGCGUGAGGUAAAACCGAAGAAGGUACCAGCCGGUGCGUUCAAGUUGCCCGGAUUCUUCAACAAGAACAAGACGAAGGAAGCGGACGGUGCCGAUAACGAGCUGCUGGAGAAGGGUGGCGAAAAUGGAGCAGACCAGGGUACGGAGAAGGGGGCUGCCGAUGGUGGUGAGACGAAGGGAGCAACGGACGAGAAACCGAAACGUGCCGGUGGAUUCUUCGCCAAUCUCAAGCUACGCAAUCCAUUCGCCAAGAAACCGACAACGGCGGCGACCGGUGCGGAUGAUGUGGAGGCCGGUCCAAAGGGAACCGAUGGUCCGGAGGAAGAGGAGAAGGAUGAGGUGACGGCGGAAGCAACGGACAAGCCAAGCGUUGAGGGUGAUACCGAUGCAGAAGCGAAGAAACCGGAACCAGCCACUGCAGAAGGUGGUACCGAGGAAGCGCCGGUACCGAAGAAGGGUCUACUGGAUGCACUCCGAGUUCCACUGGCCAGUAUCAUUCCGAAACGGUUUAAACCGGUGGCGAGUGGUGAACCGGAUGAUGAUAUUGAGCUGGGCAAGACACCGAAGAACCGGGCCGGAUUGGCUUCGAUGGAAACCCUGGACGAUUCGCUGAAGGAUACGGAAACGAAGGAUGCCGUGGAUGGUGCCAAGACGACGGGGGCCAACGGUACCGAUGGCGAGACGCUGGUGAAACCGGACGACAAGGAAGCGAAGGAUAAGGCCGCCGAAGCGGAAGAGGAUGCCCAGGAGCGCAGCUUGUUGCAGCGAGUUCAGGCGUACCGGUGCUCAGUUGAUGAUAUUGCCAUUAUUGCGGGGAUCGCGAUCUUCGUGGUGCUCGUGGCAUUGAUCGUGGCAUUUACAUUUAUUGGCAAAGGAGAACCGAUUACAGCACCGGUUCGCGAUGGAAAGUACAUCGAAACGGUGACGACGUGUGGCCGGGUCGAAGGUAUACUGGAGGAUGGUUCGUUCGCUUUCCGCGGAAUCCCGUAUGCGGUGCCACCGACGGGAGAGAACCGUUGGAAACCGGCACAACCGAUCGAAAGCAUCGAACACUGCUGGAAUGGUACACUGAAGGCGCACAAUUCGACCCCGGUUUGCUGGCAGUUCUAUGCCGACGGUAAGGUGGACGGUGCCGAAGACUGUCUUACGCUCGAGGUCAUUACACCGCACGUCCGGUACGACAACCCCCUGCCCGUCGUUGUACUGAUCGGUGCCGAGUCCUUCACUGGAGAUUCUCCCGGUAAGCUGCGUCCCUCGACACGGUACGCACGGUCCCGUGAUGUCAUCUUUGUGCGUCCCAACUUCCGGCUGAACGUGUUCGGAUUUCUGGCGGUCGAGCAGCUGACCAAACGGGUCCAUCCACCAACCUCCGGCAAUUACGGUUUAACGGAUCUGAUUGCGGCACUCAAGUGGAUUCAGCUGAACAUUCCACACUUUGGAGGGGAUCCCAAAUCGGUUACACUGUUCGGUCAUCGGGCCGGUGGUACACUCGUGACGGCGCUUGCCUCGUCCAAUAAAACCUCGAAACUGUUUGCCCGUGCCUGGGUGUCUUCGGGUGCCUCGAUAUUCCCCGGUAAACCGCUGGCUGACUCGGAGAAGGAGAAUGCGCUCUACGUGAACAAGAUACGCUGCACGACCGCGGAUUGUCUGCUGGAGAAGGAGGACGAGGAGAUUCUGGAUGCCGUGCCGGAUGUUUGGCGCCGUACCUUCCCCGAUCUGCCAACGGUUAGUGAGCAGCAGCAGCAGAAUGGUAAUGGUAGCGAUGGUGCUGCCGGUCACGAGUGGCUCGUACUUGAUGGUGACAUUCUGCAACAGCAUCCUGCCGAUGUGUGGAGUACGGAUGUAUCGUCCAAUGUACGGUACGUGAUCGGUUCGACGAUACAUGAGGCACACAACACGAAGCUGCUGCUCAAGUACAGCGAGUGGACCCCGGAGCUGGUGACGGCACAUGUGAACGAGAGCGUCAUCGGACAGCUUGGACUGACGGAGGAAGCAUUGCGACGGUACAACGCCACCUAUCAGGGUCUGGUGGCAAUGAUUUCGGACAUCCGCACGAUCUGCCCACUGUUGACGGUCACGCAGAAGCUACCGAGCUCACAGUUCUACGUCGUGUCGCAGACGGGCGGUGAGCUCGGUAUCGCCGAUGUCGACUCCGACAUCCAGGCCAUCCUGGGCCGGUACGAACCGAAGACGCCUGAACAGCGACGCUAUGUGGCUGCUAUCCAGCAGCUGUUCUACCACUACGUGUCACAUGGUGAGAUCAAGCAUGAGCUGCGGAAAAAGCUACUAGACAUCGGUCAGGACGCGCUGCCGACCUACAACACCGAUAACUGCCUGUUCUGGAUCAAGAACGACAUCGUGCCCCGGUAUGCACGGUUAGAUUAAGGAGGGGACGAAGGUGGGGUACGUCCAGGGGACCAACCAAAAAAGAAAGGAGUAGGAGGGACUCAUCAUAGCCGGACAACAACUAGCAACAACGACGGGACGUUGGACCGACAGCAGGCAGUCACUACUAGACAGACAGCUAGGAUAAGAGGCGGAGAGAGUGAGAGAGAGAGGCAAGGAAGUAAGGAAUGGCUACUCAUCUGACCAGUUUUAUCCUACAAUACGCAUAUAUACAACCUUUAUACAAACACACUUUAUAUGUAGUACAUAUACAAGCGAUUUCGCAGAUGAAGGAAUCUCCUUGGGCCAAACGAACUGCGAAAUGAAAUUUGGUGAAGAUGGUCUAGCUAGGAUGGUCUAAGCGUUACCUCCGCUUUUGUGAGGUGUAGCAGGCUAUCCAGCCUCAUCCCUUAUGGCGCAGUUCUCAUUCGUUUCCCAUUAACUGUUGGCUUUUUGGGGGUUUCGGUGGAGACCACCCUCUUGUGCGCUUUAGCUAUGUUAGGUCCUUUUUGAAGAGAGGCUAUCGGCCUUCCAGUUUUGCCUGUUGAAGCCACACUCACGACCUUUCAUUAGAUUUAAUGCUUUGAUCCGCUAUGACAGAGGGUCUUGUUUUAUAGACCACAGGGGAUAUCCCGUUUUUUAUAACAUACUUCCUCGAGCCGUUGCUUAGGAAGGCAGGAAGACGUAUUUAUAACAGUAUUCGUAAGGGCUCAAUAUUUAACUACUCCAAAGCUACUUCUACUACAGCGGUGCGAUGAUGAUCUGAGUAGAUAUAGGCAGUGCUUUUGGCGUUUUGAUGGUAGCAAUCGAUAAAGCAGAUUCUAUCCAUUUUACAAUGCUCAGGAUGCCGAAAAGUAUUUAUACAAACAUUCAUACCGAUCACCAAUGUUGUCAGUCGUUUCAUGAAAACAUUCUAUAGUUCUGUAAAUCUGUCGGAAUCUUUAUCACUCGCAACUCAAUUUGAGGCUCAACUUCAUAACGGACCCAUCCUUGAAUCUCUAUGCAGCUCAUACCUUGAUCCCGAUCGUGAACGUGAAUUGCUUUAUGAUACUCCUCAGUACGAUGGAAAGAUGCAGAUCGUGCUCAAUAAUAAUCGUAUAUACCACACCUGCGAAACAAUAGGACAACCGACGUAAAACGACUUUAACAUUUGCUCUUCCUAUUCUUCACUCUUUCUCUCUCUCUCUACCUAUCUCACUCGAACACUUUAGACUCACUUUUCUACUACGCAUUAAUUUAUGUGGUCGCCCUUUAGCGAGAUUAACGAUUAAGGGAGGGACGAGUUUUAAGUAAUUAUUAAGUAAAUGCAGUAACAUAAAGAACACGCGUCGAGACGGGCAGAGCGCAACCGAAACAAAGUAAAAGAAGUGAAAGGAAGAACAAAACGGUAAAUAAAGUGGAUGAGUAACGAAAUAAGAAAGCCGUAAUAUAUGCAAACAAAAUGUGUGCGUGUGUCUGUGUGUGUGUAUAAGACAAGGUAGCCGUAUGUAUCGAGUUAAAACAAAAGAAGCACGCGAUUGUGAUUCUAUCGUUUAAAGCGCGAAUAGCAAAGAGAAGGGAAGCUGGUAACAUAAAGAUAAUAAGUGAACACCGGUGGUAACGUAGUAAGGCAAGAAGAAAGGUAGCUUUAGCAUAAAACGAACAAGAAAGAAACAAAACGGAACCGAAUGGAGAACGUGUAUUUGUUGUAAUUUAUACUCCAUUCGCUCUAGUUUGUAAUGUAAGCUUUUUACUACCCUCUUCUACUACUACUAGUAUACUCUAACUAUACCCACACUGCCUCUGUCCCUUACGACUCGAAUGAUUUCUUCCGGUUCCGAUCCACACGCAGCCGAGUUUGCUUUUAUGCCGCUUCAUUCGCUUCAUAGUUUGAAUUUUCCCGGUGUGACCUCGUCCCCGUUCGUUUACGCAAUCCUCAGGCACUCACUUUCAAAACUAGCGAUCGUCAAAUAGUCAAAUCAAGCGAUCCGGCUAAUUUACUACGCAUUUAUCGCAUCCGACCGAAACAAAGAACCUUCCCCUCUCCCCUUCGGCAUACAAUUUAGUUCUAUGGGGGUGAAAAGGCAGCAUCCGAUUGGAGUGGAUGCUCGCUUAAGAAGCAGCGGUAUGGCAAAGCUUGAGGCAGAAACAGAUAGGGCAAAUAGGAAAAGGGCAAUCUGUAAAGUCUUAGGCUGUACUAUUACUACUACACUAAUACUACUACUACUGAAAUCGGAACAGAAAGGAUGUGAAAAUAUACACUUUUGUU
This is a messenger RNA of Anopheles darlingi, 5134 nucleotides long. RefSeq names its product neurotactin (gene Nrt). The record is from RefSeq and is a predicted model, not a curated record. Lineage: Eukaryota; Metazoa; Arthropoda; Insecta; Diptera; Culicidae. Bases 1 to 2886 code for a protein of 961 amino acids. The transcript is spliced from 3 exons.